Messenger RNA from Pseudoliparis swirei, 4984 nucleotides. RefSeq names its product ring finger protein 13 (gene rnf13). NCBI's taxonomy places the organism in Eukaryota, Metazoa, Chordata, Actinopteri, Perciformes, Liparidae. Gene Ontology annotation, cellular component: nucleoplasm; cytoplasm. Gene Ontology annotation, molecular function: zinc ion binding; ubiquitin protein ligase activity. Gene Ontology annotation, biological process: ubiquitin-dependent protein catabolic process; protein ubiquitination; positive regulation of DNA-templated transcription. The record is from RefSeq and is a predicted model, not a curated record. Bases 675 to 1817 code for a protein of 380 amino acids. The transcript is spliced from 10 exons.
ACGCGAACACAGGACGCUAUGUGUCUGCAGCUCGCCGCAAACCGGAAAGGUUCUCCACAUCAGGUACUUUAUAUUUGUGUAGGUGUAUAAGUGCACUCCGAAAAGCAGCAGAUAUCUGGGAACGUCCGACUUCAACGCGACCGGCUGGGCGGUGUUCGUUAAACAGUGUGGUGUCUAAACCGUGUCACCCAACGUUAGCCGCUGAAAUCUGUGGUUCGAAAGUUAAAAACGUUCACGUCCGUUGAUUGAUGGCAAUAUUGACGGCUGUUUUCCCCCGUAAUCUAUUUAAUUCUGUGUUUUUUUAUCUCUUUGUGAAUGUAGCCGUCUAAUUAUAACAUCAUUGUGUGGAUACAUGUUGUGCAUGCGCUUGUCAUUUGGUGUUUAGUCAUCUGUUCAGUGUGAUGAUGCCUCUACUUCCACCUUUUUAGUUCUCUGUUGUUUGUUGCUUCAAGAAGACAAUUGGCCUCCCCCAAAAAACUUUUAAUAGGGAGAAAAAAGGAAUAAACCAUAGGUCGAGCAACGGAGGAGGAAGUCAUUUGAAAAGGUGUGACAACAACAGACGGUGUAAGGUGGUUCCACUGCAGGCCAGUGUGCGUGGUCAUUUGUCUGUGUGAGUGUGUUAUAUGGUUGUUUAUGAGUGGCGGAGCAGCUGGGGGUUGUAACGUGAUGCCAAGAUGCUGCUGUCCCUGGGAAUGCUAAUGCUGUCGGCCACACAGAUUUACACCAUCUUCACUGUUCAGCUCUUCGCCUUCCUUAAUCUGCUGCCCGUGGAGGCCGACAUCGCUGCUUACUCAUUCGAAAAUAAAACCGAUAACUUUGAUGACCUGCCUGCACGGUUUGGCUAUCGGCUGCCAAGCGAUGGACUGAAGGGCUUCCUGAUUGGUGCACGACCAGAAAAUGCGUGUGAGCCCAUCGAGCCCCCUCCAAGGGACAACAUGACCGGCGCCUUCAUCGUCCUCAUCAAGCGCUUUGACUGCAACUUUGACAUCAAGGUCCUCAAUGCUCAGAAAGCCGGCUACAAAGCGGCCAUUGUUCACAAUGUGGUCUCUGAUGACUUAAUCAGCAUGGGAUCCAAUGAUCUGGAUAUUAUGAAGCAGAUAGAUAUUCCCUCGGUGUUUGUGAGCGAGCACACUGCCAACUCUCUGAAAGAGGACUUCACAUUUGACAAAGGGGGACACGUGGUCCUCAAGCCAGACUUCAGUCUGCCCCUAGAAUACUACCUGAUCCCCUUCCUCAUCAUUGUUGGAAUCUGCCUCAUCCUCAUCGUCGUUUUCAUGAUCACCAAGUUCGUCCAGGAUCGACAUCGGGCUCGGAGGAGCCGCCUGCGCAAAGAUCAGCUCAAGAAACUUCCCAUCCACAAGUACAAGAAAGGAGACGACUAUGAUGUCUGCGCCAUCUGCCUGGACGAAUAUGAAGAAGGUGACAAACUCCGGGUCCUGCCUUGUUCUCAUGCCUACCACAGUAAGUGUGUGGACCCCUGGCUCACCAAAACCAAGAAGACGUGUCCGGUGUGCAAGCAGAAAGUGGUGCCCUCGCACGGCGACUCCGACUCCGACUCGGAGGAGGGGGAGAGCGGCCCCGACGAGAACGAGGAGGUGUCGGAGAGCACCCCCCUCCUGCGCUCUCUGGCAUCCACCAGCGCCCACUCCUUCGGCACCAUGUCGGGAGCGUCGCGCUCGGAGCCGGACCAGGAGUCCUCCGACGACGAGGACGACGAGCUGGACAGCAGCGAGGACGAGGUUACCGUGGAGUCCGUGGUGGUGCAGAUGCAGCAGCCGUGCUCGGAAGGCCUGGAGCACGACCUCCCCCGAGCCUGAGCGCCCUGGUCACUGAAGCACUCCUAAACCGCUCAGCUGCAGACACUUUCGUUGAGGGAAACGGUUUCAUCUUUCCUGUCACUGCUUACAAGACAUUGUAAUGUCUCCGCCCUAGAAGUUCAAUUACAGAUCUUGAUUUUUUAAAACAUUUUUUUUACAUGAUUACGGAAAAACGGGCCGAUUUCCAACCGUGACAGGAAGUCGGUGGGCGGGCUUAUCGUAGCUUGGCAGAUUUGACAGACCUGGCGACACUGAUGUACAGUAGACUUUUAUACUGUACUUAAUGUAGUCGUAUAAAAGAGGAUGCACAAAUGAGUGGGAAAAGUCCCAGACACGCAAAGCGCGCGCUUAUUUAGUGUAUAUAAAAACUAUGAAUCACUAUAGGUUACAACUUUGAUUAUCUUUGAUUCAAUCGGAGCGACUGAAGCCCGUUGGAGAACGCGUUGGAAGCAGGACGUGCGCUCCGUGUGCGACGCCACAUUGUUUCAAACGUGGGGCGACACGCGAGGGGAAAGUGUCCUCGCUGCCUGUGGUGAACUUCUUCCGGCUGCUCCAGACAUCGAUCUCUCCAUUUAACAAGCAGUUAUUGUCGAUAGGCCUUGUAAUGCACAUCUAACUGACCAUAUCUCAUUUUAAUAAAGUUUAUAGUAAAUAUGCUUUUGUCAUAACGUAGCUUGAUUGUUUUUGUUCAUGAACAAAUUGCCUUUCAGUUGAUGUCUUCAGUGUUUUUCUGCUUGUGUAUAUCUGUUCAAUACAAAUGUACUUCAAUAAAAGGAAAAUGACACUUGACAAGGAAACUUUAUGGUCAAGAAGUAUAAUUUACUGCUUUCAUGACAAAUGUAAUGUAGCCAACAUUCAUCCCAUCCAGUUCCCAGUGUUUGCUUCAGGCGCCAGUUGUCUGUAGUUUACAUACCUGCAAACUCAUGAGGGGUGAAAAAGGUGACAACGGGGGUGCAGGUGACUGUCUCCACACCACAUCCACAUUGUUUGAUGACACCUCAAAGCUUUUAUAACUAGUCUUGAUUGUUCUGACCGCAAAUCUAAAUAAACAUUUUAAGAAAAAAAGUCCUCUGAAUAAUUCAGUGAUUGGACCGUAAUAACUUUACAUUAUCAUUAUAUAUAAUAUGGUUAGUCAUUCAUGAACCAACUUCCUUUUUUUUCUUCUUUUCUUGUGCUCUGCUGAGCUUUGAGCCUGUUCCAUGAUUGUUCCAUGAUUCUGUUCCCGUUCCAUGACUGUUCGAGGAGCCUGUUCCUUCGACGUGUCCCAUCAAAGAUGUUUUAUUGCGAAGACCACAUCACAUGUUCUCCGUGUCUCACUCCAAUCUCAUAAACGACGCCCAUCUAAUUUAACCCCCCCCCUACCCAAAACAAAAACUCCGGAUCUACACUAUUCACGUGGAUGACCUAUUGAUUUCAAAACGGCGAAUUUCGCCAAAAGGUGAAAAGAUUGCAGGUAUGAGUUUGACAUGUAGGUCAAAGUUCAGUAAGAAGCCAAGCCGAUACAAUCAGCCGGUUUUAAGACCGCAUGGCUCAUUAGCAAUUGGAGAUUAUGGGACAUCUACACUCGACAGAUGUCGCCACAUCCUAAGUGCAAAUUCAAGGUCAUUUGGGAGACAUCCUGGAGUGUUUGAUCAUGGAUUUGUAUUGUUCAAAUUUACUUCUUAUCCAUGCUCGAUUUAAAGUUGAGUUUCGAACCUCCAUCUGAGGAUAACUAAUGUUUCAGGUUCGCUAUAAAGUCAUCAAGUUGAGAUGUUAACUCUGGUCAAGAACACAUUUAACACCCAGACAACUAAACAGACGCCCCUCGAGUGAAGUAGAAUUACCAAAUGGCUGAUUAGACCCAACAAAACCCAUUCAGUAUGAAAAGACGGCAAACAUUCAUCUGGUUGGAAUAAAUUUAUUUGAUCCGUCUGUAAACAAGGUGAUAAAUCAAUUAUGGCAUUUCUUGGUUUUAUGCAUAUGAAAUCAAAUGCAUUAAAUAGAAGAAACAAGUGGUGAAGAAAAAGGAAAUGAACAAAUCAGCAAACAGAAAAACUUGUUACGAGUACAUAUCCCACAAGGCCGAAACAGUGGAGCUGAAGCUAAAAAUAAAAGCCGAUGAAUGACUGGACAGUGGGUAAAAUCCAUCUUACAACAGCAACAGAUCUCAAUUAUGGCACAGGAUACACAACCAAUCCCAUUGAGUCAGCUCUACUUUGGAAAGAUAUCUUUUUGUCAGUUGGAUGUUAGUUAGCCGUACUGACCGCUGACAGACCGUGUGAUACUCCAUAACUCAGCUGACCAGAGUAAAAGGCAAUUUAUUCCAGUUUUGUAGUUGUCAACAAACAUGGGGUUUGUACAAAUGCAGUUUGUUCUCUAAAGACAAAACGAGAUUUUUUUCAUCAUAUACUCCGACUCCCACCUCCCCUGUAGCUUCAUAUUUUUAACCAUGAUGAGUUCUCAUGUUUCCUUCAUCAGGAAAAGGUUAGCAGUCAUCCGUCACAUGAUUUAGAGCAAUCGUAUACACACCCAAGCUUAGACUACACUUGGUCCUAUAAAAAAGAAAAAGAACAUUCUAACUGGACACUCGAUGGUUAUAUGCUGGGAAAUAUAAGACAAAAAAAUGGCAGCCUUUCAAAAAAAGAAUAUAUAUAUAUUACAGGAGCUGGCAAACAAAACUGUAUCCAGUGCCUGAGCCAUGGCUGCUGUGGAAUGUCCAUGGGGUUCCCGUGUCGUUGGGGAGGCGGCAACCAGCAUCUAGACAACACCAAUGCUCAUGAUCAGUCAACUGAGCCCCCCCCCCCCCAGACAUAUUCUGGACAGGGCAGUUAAUCUGAAAGGAGGAGUUGGGUUGGUUGAUGUGAAGUAGUUGAUGAGUCUUCUGCCAGGUUUGUAGUGAUGCCUACUUUGAGCAAACAGGAUGAGGAAACAGGAAAUGGGGCAGAACUAAACAUUUGUUGGCAAGGAGUGUGAUGAUGAAGAGGAGGAGGGGGGGGGCAGUGGUGGGUGAAAGGGGAACAGCAGUGGACCGACAUACGCGGUCUCCCCUUCCACACAUGAAGGAAAUUUAAACAGGAAGACAUGACGAGCAUGGUUACCGCUCUAGCGCUUAAGUCAUCGGCUUCUCGGGGAGGGAGUGUGUACGAUCGGGAUUGGGAGAGAUCAAGUACCGGGCACCGUGACAGAAA